AUGAGUGCCGAUGAAAAUGAUCCAUUGUUACAGGCAUUAAAUGCUGAUACCAAUAACAACCAAGAUUCCAACAACGCAAAUGCUGGAUCUACAACAACCAGUGCACCAGCCGAGCCAAUUGAUCCAGAAAGAGAAAGAGCUUUAUCGAAAUUCAAGGAUAAAUUAUUAGAGCACAGAAAGUGGGAUGCCAGAUUGAAAGAUCUUAGAUUAAGUAUACGAGAUUUGGACAAGGAUUAUGAGAAAACUGAAAAUGAUAUAAAAGCUUUGCAAUCUGUGGGCCAGAUCAUUGGUGAAGUAUUGAAACAAUUGGACGAUGAAAGAUAUAUUGUAAAGACUUCUUCAGGGCCAAGAUAUAUUGUUGGAUGUAGAAACACCAUCAAAAAGGAAAAUUUGAAGAAUGGUGUUCGUGUUUCAUUGGACAUGACCACCUUGACAAUAAUGAGAAUUUUGCCAAGAGAAGUUGAUCCAUUGGUUUAUAAUAUGACUACAUUUGAACCAGGUGAAAUUUCAUUUAAUGGUAUUGGUGGUUUAACUGAACAGAUCAGAGAAUUGCGUGAGGUCAUUGAGUUACCAUUAAAGAAUCCAGAAUUAUUCACAAGAGUUGGUAUUAAACCGCCUAAGGGGGUGUUGUUAUAUGGUCCACCAGGGACUGGUAAGACCUUGUUAGCAAAAGCAGUUGCUGCCACAAUUGGUGCAAAUUUCAUAUUUUCUCCAGCAUCAGCUAUAGUCGAUAAGUAUAUUGGGGAAUCUGCCAGAUUAAUUAGAGAAAUGUUUGCAUAUGCCAAAGAGCACGAACCUUGUAUUAUAUUUAUGGAUGAAGUUGAUGCCAUUGGGGGUAGAAGAUUCAGUGAAGGUACUUCUGCAGACCGUGAGAUUCAAAGAACAUUAAUGGAAUUGUUGAAUCAAAUGGAUGGAUUUGAUACAUUGGGACAGACAAAGAUUAUAAUGGCAACUAACAGACCCGAUACUUUAGAUCCAGCAUUGUUGAGAGCUGGUAGAUUGGAUAGAAAAAUUGAAAUUGGUUUACCUAAUGAAGCUGGAAGAUUGGAAAUCUUCAAAAUCCAUACAUCAAAAGUUGCUAAACAAGGUGAGUUUGAUUUUGAAGCUGCCGUUAAAAUGAGUGAUGGUUUUAAUGGAGCAGAUAUAAGAAAUGUAGUUACCGAGGCUGGUUUUUUUGCAAUUAGAGAUGAUAGAGAUUACAUAUUACAAAAUGACUUGAUGAAAGCGGUUAGAAAAGUUGCUGACGUCAAAAAAUUGGAGGGUAAAUUGGAUUACGAAAAAUUGUAA
This is a messenger RNA of Candida albicans SC5314, 1287 nucleotides long. RefSeq names its product proteasome regulatory particle base subunit (gene RPT4). Gene Ontology annotation, biological process: positive regulation of RNA polymerase II transcription preinitiation complex assembly. Gene Ontology annotation, molecular function: ATP binding; proteasome-activating activity; ATP hydrolysis activity. Lineage: Eukaryota; Fungi; Ascomycota; Pichiomycetes; Serinales; Debaryomycetaceae. The transcript has a single exon. The record is from RefSeq and is a predicted model, not a curated record. Gene Ontology annotation, cellular component: proteasome regulatory particle, base subcomplex; cytosolic proteasome complex. Bases 1 to 1287 code for a protein of 428 amino acids.